This is a messenger RNA of Pneumocystis jirovecii RU7, 645 nucleotides long. RefSeq lists its product as uncharacterized. NCBI's taxonomy places the organism in Eukaryota, Fungi, Ascomycota, Pneumocystomycetes, Pneumocystales, Pneumocystaceae. The coding region runs from base 1 to 645 and encodes 214 amino acids. Gene Ontology annotation, biological process: RNA processing; mitochondrial translation. The record is from RefSeq and is a predicted model, not a curated record. Gene Ontology annotation, cellular component: mitochondrial large ribosomal subunit. Gene Ontology annotation, molecular function: structural constituent of ribosome; ribonuclease III activity. The transcript has 3 exons.
AUGAAGUAUUUUCUACGGAUACCAACAUAUUAUUUUCAAAAAGUUUCAAGAUCUUUUAAUAUAUUUCAUCCAGCUUUUUCAAAUUCCCAAAAACGGUUUUUUCAAACAUCCAUUGAUGAUAAAGAACAGUUGAAAAAUUAUAAAGACUUGAGUACAGACGAUUCUUUUAAUUCUAUCUUAGAGUUUUACAGUAAUCUUUUUGAUUUAAGUAAAGCAGAAGUUCCAUCUUUUUUACCUCCAGAUUUGCUAUGGCAAGCACUAACACAUAAGUCAUAUCAACAUGGAAAGUUUCCAUAUAAUGAAAAGUUGAGUUUUCAAGGCUGUCAAGUUCUUAAAUUCCAUCUUGCUUUAUAUACAGUUUCAUCAUUUUCUAUUUAUGAAAACAAAGAUAUUCUUACAUUAAAAAAAGUGUACGAUUUUAUUAGUCCUCAAACAAUGGGUGUUUUGGCUUUACAAUAUGGUAUUGAUAAAGUAUUACGCUGGAAACCUGCUUAUAAUAAUCAUAAAGAAAGCGGAUUAUUAAAAAUAGCAUCAGAAUCAUUAUGUGCUAUUAUAGGAGCUAUAUUUUUACAUAAAGGAGGAGCUGUUACAAAAGAAUUUAUUGAAAAAAAGAUUUUUUCACAAAAAACAUUAAAUGAUAUGUAA